ACAAGGUGGCAGAAGUCCAAGUCCAAUGUCGACAACGACGUACGCAUCGCACCUGGCACCGCUUCUGCAUCCGCAAUGUGCUGGUACUGACAAGAAAACAUAACAAAAACAUAACAAUUCGUUUCGUCUAACGUUCAUUACGGUUAUUCGCAUAUAACCAUGGGCUUCUUCUCGUCGCGCAGGAUAGUGGACGAGUCCCAGUCGUACAUCCAUAACGACAGUUCCGUGUCCAUGUCAAUGGUCCAGGUCAUCCGUUCCAGAUUCUAUGGAAAGUACAAAGGCAAGGCGCGCGAGACGCACAAUCCUUCCAUGAUUGGGCACAGUGACCACAAUCUCCACCAUCUCAGCGCCGGGCGCUCCCCUCUCGGCACCGAGCAGUUCUUACCAUCAUCACAAGAUACUCCACGUACACAUACAGACGUGAUCACGACCACCCUUGCACAACGUCUCGAUGAACUUGCUGCCGCAAAUUCUCAGGGCUUGCUCGAUGACGAUGAAUACCGUCUUCUGCGGCAGAACAUCUUCGAACGACUUGCUUCAGGUAGCUCAGUCCCGCAGGAAGCCCCCCUUGUCCCCAUUGUCUCGCACCCACCAAACACCUACAACCUGGCUUCCGCCAAAAGUCGUUCACCGUCUGUCCGCUCCAAAUCCUCUAUCUCUUCUGCUAUGAGCACUCUCUUUAAACGCUCUUCUCGAAUCUCAGGCCACACAGCUCUCACUUCAACAACAGACGACACGUCCAUCUUCUCCAGCGGUACAUCUCGACGGCCAUUUCCUCCACAAAUGCAAAGUGAUGUUUCUCUGACAUCGGAGAACCUGCCGCAUACGGGUGAUGUGCAGUAUAUGAGUGCGAGUAUGAGUACCAGCAGUAUCAAUGUUGGAAACGGAGAAAGAAGCAGCCCGUAUCGGUCCCUCCGCCGCCUUCAAACAGGACCAGUUACCCCUCCCCCAUCCUCCUUCCGUCUCAAUAGCACAACUGGCUCGCCCUCCACACCCGUACCCCCAAUAUCAACAGUUUCACGCACGUCCUCGCAUUCUCCGUUGCACUUGCGAACUCCAUCUCUCUCAGCACCUACGAAUGCCGCCGAUCCCGAUCAUCUAUCCUCAUCGGAGCUGAAGCUCCAAAUUGCGACGCUUGAAGCUGAGGGCAGACGCUUACUUGAUGCGUUCAAUGGGCUUGAGCUUUCCUCACUGACCCGACGUCAUCCACCGCAAACACCUUCUGUGCGCCGAGUCCGCGUUGGAACGGGAGGGAGUGAUUAUGGUAGUAGAGGUGGGGGAAGUGAAAAUGGUGGUGGUAGAGGGGGGGGAAGUGAAUGUGAAGGCAGUGGAUACCUAAGCACCGGGAGAGGCACACCCUGCGAGGCUGAUACUCAAUCCAUGUACUCUGCGUCAGCAGCCUCCAGUGUUAGCCAACCACGCUCACAGCCGCAGUCAUACCGGAAUCCCUCGUUACGUGCUCCGCCAUCAACAUUAUCUGUGUCGGCAAGGAAGCGUAGUAUAUCAUCCAUAUCGUCCCGCGCCCGCGUCCCCACAAACGGUUCGAUGUACGCUUCGCACCCCUCGCCAGGACUCACCCCCAGCAAGCUGCGGGAGCUAGGCAGUGUAUCCUCUGUUAACCUUGCACGAGACUCUUCUAUUCACCUCCCAUCAACUGUGCACAACUCGCCGGUGCGUGAAGUACCUGACGAUGAUGCAUCCAUCUCGGCGCUCGAGAGCGAGUUGAAUGACAUUAGACGUCGGCGUGCAGAGGUGACUGCACGAUGUCAAGUGCGGCUGGAGUAUCUGCGGGCACAACUGCGGGGGGCAGAACUGAGAGAGAAGUUGAUGAGGAAGUGAGAAUAGUAUUUCAUCGGAUUGGCGCGUUUGCGGUGGCUCAGUCAUUUGUAAUUUGGGAUAUCAUCAUAUACCUCCGUUCGACACUACUGUUCUGUGUUAUAUGCGGAUCAUA
Messenger RNA from Suillus plorans, 1951 nucleotides. RefSeq lists its product as uncharacterized. Lineage: Eukaryota; Fungi; Basidiomycota; Agaricomycetes; Boletales; Suillaceae. Bases 160 to 1839 code for a protein of 559 amino acids. The transcript has 5 exons. The record is from RefSeq and is a predicted model, not a curated record.